Molecule: messenger RNA, 6964 nt
Organism: Lethenteron reissneri (Far Eastern brook lamprey)
Lineage: Eukaryota; Metazoa; Chordata; Hyperoartia; Petromyzontiformes; Petromyzontidae
Product: single-stranded DNA-binding protein 3-like
Biological process (GO): positive regulation of transcription by RNA polymerase II
Cellular component (GO): nucleus
Molecular function (GO): single-stranded DNA binding; protein binding
Source: RefSeq, a predicted model, not a curated record
UGGAGUGAUGUGGUACAGGAGGACGUGGAGCUGAGUGGACUUGCCGAUGACUGGUACCAGCGGUGUCAAGAUCGGCCUCUGUGGAGGAGGCUCGCGAAGGACGCUACUGGGCAGUUGGAGGCAGUCGCCCUCCAACAACAACGGAGAGCGGAGGAGCGACGCUCACAACAACGAGCGGAGCGCCGGGUGUCUAAAGCACAGCAAGUUGGCACAGUAGGGGGCACAGGUGGUGCAUCAGCCAGUCAUCUCGGUCAUCUCAGUCAGUCAACCCGUGGCAUCUGGGUCUGCCCCGUGACCUGCCAGCAGGCGUUCGACACUUCACGUGGCCUCAAGGUGCCCGAGACCACGGCAGGGCACGGCAGGGAGACCUCCUCCUCCUCCACCACCACCACGACGUCUCUCGCCGGCUUCCCUCCGCGAUGUACGCCAAGGGGAAGUCGGCCGUGGUGCCGUCAGACACCCAAGCGAGAGAAAAGCUUGCUUUGUACGUGUACGAGUACUUGCUUCACGUUGGCGCUCAGAAGUCGGCACAAACGUUUCUGUCUGAGAUACGGUGGGAAAAAAAUAUAACUCUGGGGGAGCCUCCUGGCUUCCUGCACUCAUGGUGGUGUGUUUUCUGGGACCUGUACUGUGCUGCCCCGGAGAGACGCGAAACGUGUGACCACUCGAGUGAAGCCAAGGCCUUUCACGAUUACAGCGCAGCGGCGGCAGCCGCGGCAGCGGCCCAGAGCCCAGUGCUGGGAAAUCUUCCCCCAAAUGACGGCAUGCCCAGCGGACCGCUCCCGCCCGGCUUCUUCCCGGGCCCCCCAGGCUCACAGAUGUCUCCACACGGGCACCCGGCUCCUCCCCACACACCCAACAACCCCAUAAUGGGACCGCACGGACAACCGUUCAUGUCUCCUCGGUACCCAGGAGGACCCAGAGCACACCACAGGAUGCCUGGUCAACCUCCAGGUGCUGUCGCAGGCCCGCAGACUCUCCUUCCCAACAACAUGGACCCCAUCAGGAACCCAGGUCACCCUGUGAUGGGCCCCCUGCAAAGGAUUGGAGGGCCACGUGGGAUGGGACCGAUGGGGCCUCAGGGUUACGGACCAGGAAUGAGGCCUCCUCACAAUUCGUUGGGAGGCCCUGGGAUGCCAGGACUUCCCUUAGUCCCAGGUGGUCGACCGUGGCCCAACCCAAACUCAAUUCCUUACUCUGUUCCCUCACCUGGAAACUACGGGGGUCCCCCUGGCAGCGGCCCACCAGGAACUCCCAUCAUGCCCAGCCCAGGAGAUUCUAACUCGAGCGACAUGUACACCAUGAUGAACCCCGUGCAGCCAGGGAACCGGCCAAACUUCCCCAUUGGUCCCGGCCCGGAGGGGCCGAUGGGCUCCAUGCCUGGAAUGGGCCCCAUGGAACCCCAUCACAUGAACGGCUCCAUAGGUUCUGGUGAAAUGGAUGGAAUUCCCAAGAACUCGCCAAACAACCUCAGCAACCAGCCCGGGACGCCACGGGAAGAGGGUGAGAUCCCUGCGGGAUUCCUCAACGCCUUUCAGAACGACGGAGACCAGAAUGAGUCGGCUGCUAUUUUGAAAAUCAAGGAGAGCAUGCAGGAGGAGGCGAAGAGAUUUGAAAAGGAGCCCGGAGACCACGCAGACUUCACCUUCAUGCAAUAAACAAAACAGAUCUACAUAUAUAUAUACAUACACACACAAACGGGGAAAAAGAGAAAAAAACACAACACGCAGAAGAUAACAAAUUUAUGGACCAAGGCGUUCACAGGCCUGUGUGCGCGAGGUGCUCAAGUGAGCGCGUGUGUUCGUGUCAUCUCUGUGGGCAGCAUUUGUCUCUAUUCUUGAGGUGGGUAAACGUUCCCGAUUAACGAAGGGACUUUUACCACACAAAAUAAAAAAACACCCUGAACUCGUUCGCUGCAUUUAACGCAACGUUCUUAAUCCGAGUAAAUGUUUUUUUAUUUUUCGUGAGUGUUUCAGUAACGAUUUGCCUUGCAGCUUCGUGUCUUCGAUGGAGUAUAUAACAGGAAAUACAUAUAUAUUUUUGUUGUUGUUUUCGUGGGGAGAAAGUGGGUGCAGUGUACGUCAUCGUCCGACGUGGGAAGGGACAGAAUCGUAACGGAGAUGGUUUUGACGGAGGGGAGCCAAACCCAGGCGCUGUUGUUGUCCUCCGUUAUCCUUCAUGCGCAAGGUAGCUGUGUAGUUGGCACUGUACAUUUUUUUACGUGGGAAAAAAAAAAACGAUGGGACGGUUAUCGACGGAUUGUUUUACGUCCACCAAACGUUUGCAAACAACUGUGUGAUGUUGUUAUCGUCAAUUUCUUCCCUUUGUGGUAUCGGAGAACGUAAGAUGUACUUUGUGUACAUUUGGUACGUACAUGUGGAUUUGUGCGUGUGUAUUUGUGUGUGUGCGCGCGUGUACCUCUGUGUGUAUACGUGUGUGUGCAUGUAUGAGGCUAAGAAUUUAUAUCUAUCUCAAAACAUGUUUCCAUUUCCACGCAGUUUAUCCCAAAGCUUUAUUAGCAGCUCCCUUACCUUUAAAAGACCCCUGCAUUUGAUUACGAAACACGUGGGUUGUGUAGUUUUUAUUUAUUUAUUAAUCAUGUUUUAAAUGUGCUUAUGAACAUUGGGCUCAAUCUGUGAUCACAACAAUUGAUUCCGAGAGGUUUCAUUGCCCUCUCUACCUCGAGCGUGAUCGCUUAUGGUGUCUAAUCCACGAGGCCUUUUUUGUGUGUGUGUGCGAACGUUGAAUUUGACCAGUAUUUCUACAGUGAUAUUAAAGGUCUUAGUCUCUGUUGUGUUACUCAUCGAAUACUGCACACUCUGGACAAGAGAUGUACAUCGGGUUGCACAUCGUAAACAUGGAAUUUCCCCACGCAGCAGAGGGCAUGUGCGUGCACAGCGGCCUAAUUUGGCCACAAGACAAAUGACCGCACCUUCCAGGCAGAUUUUGAGCCAGAAUAAUGUUUAUAUUAUUUAUUUUUAGCGAUAAAUAUAUAUAGGGCAUCUGUUUUUGUUAUUUCAUUCCAUUUUCACUCUUGGCGUCCUUUCAUGAGAUUUAGUGUCCGUUCGGAACUCAUGCAGAGCCAUUGAAUGUCCCGUGGAAUGUGAUAUCACUGAACGACUUCAGAGGGCCCAUCAAGUGACCUCUGAUCAGCACCAGGGACGCAGCACUCCCCCCUCCACCCUCAUUGUACAAUAGUCGACCAGACGUUUUUAUUGUUUUUGGCAAAUCAAGUGAAAAUACACAUUGUUUAUUUUGUGUGCAGUCAUUGAAGUUAGGGGCUGAGACCAUCCAUUCGCAACAACAGUUGAGAACCUGGCUUGGAUUCGAACCCAGGCACUUGGUGGUGCAGGCACAGUGCCCUGACCUCUGCACCACCCGGGCCGGCCACCUUGACUUACCACCGAGGUGGCCGCCUCGUAGGGCCACUGGCGAGAUGAGGCCGGUGUUGUGCUGCUCGUGCCCACAAUUUGGCCAAGAAGGUGUCGCCGGUUGUUUGUGCCGUUGAGCGGUGCGACCGUAAUACCUCUCGUCCCGGUGUGUGCAUUAUUUAAUAUCGAGUUGGUGGGGAUUUUCACCAGCAGCAGAGAGGACGUUUUGGUUGGCCAAUACGCCAGGUUUUGAAAUACAUACGACAACAUUGCUGUGGUAUGUUCACCUUCUGCAAGGUGGGCCGCAAUACUGCGUCCACGUUGUUGGAAGUGCUGGAGAGUGUCAUCGGAACGUGGGGGUAUAGACACGGGAGAGGUGCUGCUUUGCGUUAUUCUGCGGUGGAUCGGUAGGCACCUCGAACUGCUGCGCCGUGAAAUGUGGCGACAGUUUUAAGUUCCAAGUUGAAAGGUUCCAAAAAUCUGCCAAGCUGUGUACAGCAGAAGGACUUAUCAUUUAUUUUUGUUGAUAAUAGGCAAUAGCUUGCUUUAGGAAGUUCACUUAAAAUGUUACUAAGUUGUUGAUUGUGCGUCAUUGUCGACUUAUGUAAUUGAGCUUUGCUGAAUGUUUUUGUUGUAUAGUUUUGAUCGAUAAUUGAAUAGUCGAUAUCACAAGUUUGUUCACACUUAAGAAGAAGCCACUUUUUCUCCGACAGCAGGUUCCACAAACCAAAUCCAGAAACGCAAGCCGUGGUGUUACGCGGUCAUUUCACCCGGAAUGUACGAGUAUACGACUGGCAUUUUAAUAAUAUUUGUAACAGCGGCCGAGCUAACUUCAGAUACCGCAACUCUUAUCAAAGGGAAAACUAUGAGGGCCUAUUUUUAAUUUAAUGACAUUCGCAGUAUACUGUAUAUGCAGUACUGCAUACCGUAUUUGAAGCUGUCACAACAUUGUAAAAUAAUGGUAUUAACCAUCCCCAUCGAUUCACACGUUUUACAUUACCAUAGUAUUGUAGGAAGUGACUUGAGUAGCAUUACAGAUAUUAUGUUGUACGGUUCUUUGCGGUAUUGUACAAUAACUAGUUUUGACCACCCUCGAACAAUGCAUUAUUAGCACUGCUCUUGUCCGCCGUGAUGUGGGAGACACACAUCGCAAGCCCCAACUACUACUACUAUUAUUAUCCGCGAGGUUAUCCGCGAAUUUGCUGCAUUUAUUUGUGGAGAGAAAAAAAAAAUCACGGAUAACAGGAUGAAUAAACACGCGGUUAGUAAGAGUUUUAGUGGGAUAGGAUCACGGAUUAGUUGGAGCACUGCUGUAUACCACGGUAUUACACGCAUUGUGUAAGUGAGUGUGAGGGGCGGUUAAAAUGUUUCGAUAACCAGUUACGGUACUUAGAUUUCAAGAAAAGGUCACACCAACACAAUGCCAAGCCGUUAAUCGAAGCCCAGUUAAGAUGGGAACGCUAUACAACGAUCACUGUACGGGCCAGUACGUGAGCCUGGGUUGUCGAAUUCUCGCUGUCACGCCGACGUCAACUUCAAUAUCCUCUCCCCAAAAUGUUUUGUCCGUUCGUGGUUUGUAAAGUGUACAUAUGAUGUUGAUUUGUCGCUCUCAUUGAAUCGUUUUGCUGAUAUCCUCGCUCUAGAUAAUGAUGAUUUCAGGAAUAGUAAAAUUUCUGAUAUGCAUUUUAUUCAAAAGUAUUAAAGACAGAUUUUUGAAGGUUGAUUUCGGUGAUAAAUUAUCGGCUCGGUUAAUAUAAACGAUGAAAGCGGUUCGAACCAAACUAUGAAUUUCAUGCAAAUUAAAGUUACGAUCACUAAUUUAAGAUAGUUUCUACCAUUGAUAAGUCAUAAAAUCACUUCAGUUAUUUAACGUAUUAAUUAAUUUGCUGUUAUACGAUGCUGUAAUUGUUAGAAUUGUUUUGUUUAGUGUCUGUUUAAUUCUUGGUAUAUAUAUUUUUCUAUUAAUUUGCUGAUUGAAUUUCCAUGGCAGUUAUGAAUAUAUAAUUCGUAAUACAGUCAUCUGUUCUGACCAACGGUAUCAGUCCACUUGCCUUUAGGUUGGUUGCUAUGCGCUGUCAAUAAUCGAUGAGGUAAUGGUGAUUAACCACAGCAAUAUUACGAAAAAGUCGUUUACUCCAAUGGCAAAAGCACAACGCGUUAUUUUUCUAAUAUAAUUUUAUUACACCAGCACACUUGAGUUUGUAGUUAUAUUUAAUUGUGCUUGCCAAAAUUGUAAUUUAUUAAGUUAUUGUCUAAUCGAGCUCACGUCUUUGACACGUCGCAUUAAACCAAGUCGUGAGCAGGGCUGUCCGAGCUGCGCUUAGCGCCACCUCGUGGCGGCGACCUGCUCGCUGCAGCUGCAGCAGCAGCGCGCCCAGAAGCCACUGAGGGCAAAGGGCAAUUGCAUUCAGUGGCACGAGCGCUGAGGGGCAAUGCCCUCUGGUGUGCAUGGGGGGGUGACAGCCUUCUCAUUCAUUUGUGUAUGUUCACCGCGCUUUCGCCGCAGAGUCGAGGGUGUAACGAUGGCAAGAUUCGUCAAUGAAAAUUGAUCCUCAUCCCCGUGAUCCACUCUCACUGUGCGUGGUAAUGAAUAGAUUUUAUUCGGUUUGUGCAGUUGGUUAAUGUGGCCUCUGCAGACACCACAGGCGCUAUGCAUUCGACCGCAACGUGGAGACAAACAAAAUCGGGGAUUCGUUCGUGGGAAUCCCAACACAGCAAUGUCUAGCUGCGACAUAGGAGAAAAAAUUACACUUUGUGUUUCCGUCAUGUGUGAGUACGCAUCUGGCAAACCAAACACUUAAUAACUCACAAAAGGUCAUUGGUGGCCAUGAGAAGCACAGGCUUGUCGAGCGCAGUUGGAAUGAGUGAAGUGAGUAAAGUGUUACAUUUAUGGUUGAGCCACCUAUGAUGACAAUGCAAUCAAAUCUGCUUGUCACAUGAGUCUAUGGAGUCAGAGUUGCGGGUCUUCUUUUUGAAAGGCGUUCGUCAAGUUUGUAUAGGGACCCCCCACCACCACCAAACCGUACUAAUGCACAGUAUUUAAAAAAGCUCCCGAGGGUUAUAAUUCUUCUCAUGAGCGCGAUUUGGGUCAACGUUUUGGCGAGUACCUUAAAAGUGAGUGACGAAAAUUCGAUGGGCAAAAGGCUCCCAAUUUUAUUCAAACGGAUGGCUGCAUGCGGCUGCAGUGUUUCGCAUUGCGUCGUCGUGAGCUCCGCAUAACGUCGCAGCAGCAGCCAUCCAAUCAAAGUGGCCUAGCCAUUGAUUUACAACUGGGUUGUAUUUGAGACGGAGCGUGUCUGUGCCCAGCUAUGAAAACCCAGAUGUGUUUUUUUUCUACAACGUGAGUGCUGACAUCUAGUGUUUGUAAUAUGACGGCGAUUCAACACGUUGUUGGAGCUCUACAUUGAAUUAUUUCACAGCCUCUUCAAAAUUAGUUUGAAUUGGCACUCAAGAUUUGUGGGGUUUGUUUUAACAAAGGGGUGGAGUGAAUGUGAUGUUAUAUAAAAUUAAUAUUCUAAUCAAAAGGAGUGUUUUAUUUAUUGGUUCCGGUUAGAUCAGUGUAAAAUAAACAAAGUGUUUUUGCCGUCGGAGUA